CGUAUGCGGAAGUAGCUGCCAAAACAAGCGAUCCAUUCCUCAGAACAUUGAAGCAAUGUCUAUUUUUCCGAGGAUUUCACUGAAGCCUGAAGUCGCAGAUUAUCUCCGGAGUGUCUUCCUAAACAAGGAGGUGUUAGCUGCAGUCGGCCAUCAGGAGGCAGAAUGCCGUUUCCAGAAGCUGCUCACGUGUCUGUCUCACCCGCCCUCGUACACUUGUGUUCGGGCCAGCACUCAUCUCGCUCCCCUGGAAGAGAUCCGACACAAGUUAGGAGAAGAGCUGAAAAAGCAGAUGUGCAGCUCAUCAGCAGAGGAAGCCUCCGUUCAGAUUCUUCCUCACCCGCAAAUUCCAGAUGUGCUGCUCCUUCCCGUCGAUGGCCCGAGACCCGUGGAGCAGCUCAGCUCAGAGGUGGUGGUCGGUGCUCAGUGCGGCAGCGCCGUACUGAGAGGUGCUCAUGUCUUCGUCCCGGGGAUCGUCGCCAGUCCCAAGUACAUGAAGGCAGGCGAUGUGGUGUCCGUCCUAUCUGACUUGGACGGUCGGUGCACCCGAGGAGCCACAAGCUUCCAGGGAAACCGAGUGUUUGUGGGAAACGGAGUCGCUCAGAUAGACCGCUCCGGCAUCUUCUGCACAGAUGAACCUGCCAAAGGAAUAGGUGUUCGGAUGGUGGAGCCACUUUACCAGAGUCCUUCCUUCGAUGGUAUUCUACCCAACAUGGCAUUCCUGCAGAACCUCCCCUCUGUAGUUGUGGGACACGUUCUCGGGCCUCGUCCUGGAGAACGGAUCCUGGACAUGUGUGCUGCACCUGGAGGGAAGACCUGCCACAUCGCUGCACUCAUGAGGGAUCAGGGCGAGGUCGUGGCUCUGGACAGGGUCCGAAAUAAGAUCGAUCGAAUCCGUCAAAACGCCCAAAUGUUGCAUUUACGUUCAAUCAAAGCUUAUUGCUUUAACAGCACUCGAGCUGUGAGCAGCGACCCGACACAGGGAGCUGAAGGACCUCCCUUCCCUCCUGAAAGCUUUGACCGGGUUCUUCUGGACGCCCCGUGUAGUGGACUCGGACAGAGACCCAGCAUGUCCUGCACCUGGAGCCUCAAGGAGAUCUGUUCCUACCAGCCACUGCAGCGCAAGUUAUUCCACGCUGCAGUGCGGCUGUUGAAGAAAGGCGGGGUUCUUGUGUACAGCACCUGCACAGUAACUCUAGCAGAGAACGAGGAGCAGAUAGCCUGGGCGCUCGAGACCUUCCCCUGCCUCACCCUUCAGCCUCAGGAGCCUCACAUCGGCGCGGAGGGCAUGCUGGGAGCCGGCCUGUCACCUGAGCAGCUGCGCCUCCUCCAGAGGUUCAGUCCUGAGCUGAGCUGGGACCAGACAGGAACGGCAGCCCCCCUCCCCUGCAGAGCCGACGGGGACACCAUCGGCUUUUUUAUCGCCAAGUUCCUAAAAGACUGACCGGAGGGCAUGUUUUCUUUUCUUACGGCACCGUCAGCUCUCACACGAGACUGCAGACGGGAACAAUAGUGUUUAUGUUACGACGCUGUGUGU
Messenger RNA from Anarrhichthys ocellatus (wolf-eel), 1534 nucleotides. It is a transcript of the gene nsun6, whose product is annotated as NOP2/Sun RNA methyltransferase 6. Gene Ontology annotation, molecular function: RNA methyltransferase activity; RNA binding. The transcript has 12 exons. Gene Ontology annotation, biological process: RNA methylation. The record is from RefSeq and is a predicted model, not a curated record. NCBI's taxonomy places the organism in Eukaryota, Metazoa, Chordata, Actinopteri, Perciformes, Anarhichadidae. Bases 56 to 1441 code for a protein of 461 amino acids.